CACAGCGCGCAGCUGCGAGGAAACAGGAAGUAAACAAUGUAGAACACAGAAGUGAUCCAGAUUAUGAUGUCCACUCGAAACGGGAUGUCCAGCGGAGGAAUCUCAAACAACAAGGUGAAGUAUUCCAGAGUAGCAGACAGCGAUGAAGGCUACAUUGAUCUACAGUUCAAGAGAAGUCCACCCAAAGUUCCAUACAAAGCCAUCGCACUGGCAAUGUUCCUGUUCCUGGUUGGGUCUUUACUGAUUAUUAUCGGGUCUUUGCUUUUGGCUGGCUCCAUUGAAGUUACACAUCGGGAUCGCACGAUUCCCGUCCUCAUCAUCGGAAUCCUUAUAUUUCUGCCUGGUUUCUAUCACUUGAGGAUCGCCUAUUACGCCUCCAAGGGUUACCGUGGUUACUCAUAUGAUGACAUUCCAGACUUUGAUGAUUGACCCUACUGCAGGCAAAGAUGGCCAGCAUGCUGACCAGCCAUCUGAAAUCUCUGGACACCUGCUGUUUCCUUUGUGUCCUUAUGGCCAAAGCUGCAUGACAUGCCUUUGUAUUUUCUCCCUGUGUGAAUCUUUAGUUUUCCUCCAGCAGGGAACCCGCAGCCAGCUUUAGAAUAUCUGAGGUACAGCAUGAGCACAGGAGUGUAUGUGCUUCCUUUAGUUCUUGUACCAAAGUCUGAAUGUACCUCUGUGUUAUACAAAACAGAGUAUUUAUUUUAGCACUAUGUAUGAAAAGCCAAAAAGAAAUAGUGGACAUCAUCUUAUCCAUUUGCUCUAUUUGCUCCUAUGAGGAGUUUAUGUGAUGAUGUGUAUUGAGCUGCGAGAACCAGUGUUGUACUUUGUCAGUGGUUUGAAAAAUGAAGAAGCAACAUAAUAGUUGUGGUUGAUUUUAGGGUUUUGAGAAUUUAUUCACCAUUCAGCAUUUCUGAGAGCGCCAAUGGUCUGUUUAUGGGUACUUUCAGAAUAGAAACAUGCAUAAUUAAUUAUUUUUAGGUUAGUAAUGCUUGUUUGAUUAAGAGUAGGGCUGUCAUGUUUAAUUAAAAUGUAUCUUUUCAUUGAA
Colossoma macropomum (tambaqui) is the source of this 1045-nucleotide messenger RNA. It is a transcript of the gene tmem230a, whose product is annotated as transmembrane protein 230a. Gene Ontology annotation, biological process: synaptic vesicle transport. The coding region runs from base 64 to 429 and encodes 121 amino acids. The transcript has 4 exons. NCBI's taxonomy places the organism in Eukaryota, Metazoa, Chordata, Actinopteri, Characiformes, Serrasalmidae. The record is from RefSeq and is a predicted model, not a curated record. Gene Ontology annotation, cellular component: synaptic vesicle; endomembrane system.